ACAAAAUCAACUAGAAGGUUGGAAGGAAAAGAGAAGAACUGAAAAGGUGUUAGACAUUCGACAUGCACCUACUUCAUUUAUUUGCAUUUAUAUUCUGUGCCUCUCUUCUUUGUGCAGGGGUCAGCAGUUAUGAUGACUUUGGCAAAACUUGUGUUUUGUCUCACAAUGGUCUCAGAAAACUUCACGGGGCGCAGCCUGUCGCUUGGUCAGAAGAGUUAGCCGAGGAAGCCACGAAAUGGUGCGAAAAACUCGCCAUGCAGGACGAACUAGAAAACGACAACAGAACAAUGGACUCAAAAAACCGGGGAGAAAAUAUUGCUGCGACGUCUGACACUAGUUCUAAAAGUGGAGGUCCAAGUCCUGAACUGUGUGCUAGGGCUGUCGAUGAGUGGUACUCGGAAAUAGUAAACUACAAUUAUGAGACAGGAUUGCCUAAAUCCCCGGGACUGCCUAUCAAGCAUUUUGCUCAGAUUGUCUGGAACAGUACAUUUGAAAUUGGUGCUGGAACUGCUCGAUCCUCAGCUCAUGGUGACAUUGUCUGCGUUCGCUACAGUCCGCGAGGAGCUGAAGGAGACCCUGAUACGUUUAAAGCAAAUGUCUUUCCUGCAGAGGGUACUCUUCCAAGCAUCCCCACAGAAGAAGGGACCAAAUCUUUUGGUGCUCAACAAACUGGACAGACGGGAAAGUAUAGUGGGAGUAUUACCUGCGGUGUCGGUAAGAGGUCUCGCAUCGUCGGUGGGGAGCAAGCGAGGCCCUCUGAGCUUCCCUGGCAGGUUGGCUUUAGAUAUGAGAGUCCUUACGGCAGAACGAACAUUUUCUGCGGUGGAACUCUCAUCGAUGAGAAUUGGGUCGUGACAGCUGCCCACUGCUUUCAAAAGCCAAAUAAUGGUAUGACGCUUAAGGUCAUACUUGGAGAAUUUGAUACACAAAACGAAGAAGGAAAUGAGGUGAUAAUCCCUGCAAAAAAGGUCAUCAACCAUUCUAGAUACAACAAACGGACAAAUGAUAACGACAUAACUCUGGUAGAGUUGAGCUCAAAAGCACCAUUCAGCGACAACAUAAAGCCAAUCUGUAUGCCUACAAGUAGCACCGAUUUUCCAACUGCAACCAUGUGCACCGUGAGUGGCUUUGGCACAAUUCGGUCCAGCGGACCACAGUCCAGGUAUCUUUUGAAAGCAAAUGUCCCACUUGUCGACCACCAAGAGUGCAAACGAAGCUACCGGUCACUUACGGAAAACAUGGUCUGCGCUGGAUACAAACAGGGGGGAAUCGACUCCUGUCAGGGGGAUAGUGGAGGCCCUUUAGUGUGCCCCCAAAACGGAAAAUUUUACCUGACAGGGGUUGUGAGCUAUGGCAUCGGAUGUGCCAGACCAGGGUAUCCAGGCGUGUACGCAAAGGUUAAAAACUACCUGGACUGGAUCGAAACGACAAAGAGUGGUUAGUUAGACUGGAUACGUAAUGCUAUGAGACACAAUUUGAAUUAAAUUUAUGAUCACUUCAACGAAAGAAAACACUCCUUCAGUUUAAGGUGAACAUGUAAUCAGGUGAAGUUCCGUUGAAUGUACGUAAAUUAAACCAUGCAAAAACCUUUCUAUAA
Stylophora pistillata is the source of this 1597-nucleotide messenger RNA. Its product is annotated as prostasin. Gene Ontology annotation, molecular function: serine-type endopeptidase activity. Lineage: Eukaryota; Metazoa; Cnidaria; Anthozoa; Scleractinia; Pocilloporidae. Gene Ontology annotation, biological process: proteolysis. The record is from RefSeq and is a predicted model, not a curated record.